AUGUUUUUAUACCGCCCCAUUGAAACAAUUCCGUUGGAACAAAGUCAUGUGAGAGACGCGCUGUACGACGCUUUCUGUUAUACAAAUAUAUCAAACGCGUUUUAUCAAGACAAACCAAUUAAAUCACUUUAUGAGCUUCCAAAUAAUGAAGAGGUCAUUACUUUAUGUCCAUCACCAUACGACAGAAACUGCUUGAUAAAAACAAAAGUCAGAAGAGACGAUGAUCAGUUCACAAUACAAUUGGAAGGAUGCAAAUUCACCACAAAAAUUCAAUUAACAGAAAGCGAGGAGGUUCUCCUUGUGACGAAGACUGUCGAAGGAAUCAUCUACAUCACUUUUCGAAGAUUUGUUUUUGUACUUUGGAAUGAGGAGAAGAAAAACGUUGUGUAUGACUUUCCACUCAACACCAUUUUCGAUGUCGGCUACUCAAACGGCUUGUUGGUUGUUACCCCAAAUCCUUUUUAUCAGGCAGAUUUGCCAAAUUCUUUAAACAUCCCAAUGGCACCCAAUGAUUCAGAGUCCGUCGUUACUACAAUUAAGAAAAGAUGUUUGGAAUGUGGGAUCAUUAACCGACCCGACAAAGGACUCUUUUACAGACAAGAUAAGACAAGAGUUGAGAGAAAGAGCGUCAUCGAGUAUGAUACAAACUUGUUCAAAGAAUACUCAAACCCACGAUUCCAGUUCUGUGAGACAUAUCCAGAGGUGUUCGUAGUACCUAAAGAUGCAAGUGAUGAUGUGAUAUUGCAAUGCGCCAACUUUAGAUCAAAGAAAAGACUUCCUAUUUGUAUGUACGAAGAUAAUUUAACACAUACUUCACUCUUCAGAAGUGCACAACCUCUUGUUGCGAACUCAAACUACUAUAUCGGUGUGUUUGUUGAAAGUGCUUCAAAAGAAGACCAGACAUAUCUCAAUUGUAUACGCACUGUUGGGAAGUCGGAAGAAUCAACUUUGGUCAUUUUAGACUGUCGCUCAAGGGUUAAUGCAAACGCAAAUCGAGUGAAUGGGGGUGGGUACGAGAACACAAACACAUACACUAAAACAGAUCUUCAAUUUUUGAAUAUCCCAAAUAUCCACGAAGUGAGAAACACAUUUGCUAACAUGAGAAAUGCACUUCGUGACCGAAAAACAUUAACACCAACACAAUACUUUUCAAAAAUAAGUGGCUGGUUGGAACUUCUUUCUAGUCUUCUAGUCUGUGUGAAAAUGGCUGUUGGCUUGAUCAGGAGUGAAGUGAAUGUGUUGGUCCAUUGUAGUGAUGGGUGGGACAGAACAGCACAAAUGUCUGCACUCACACGUCUUGUUUUAGAAAAGAAGACACGAACAAUCAAAGGCUUUUUCGACUUGAUCUAUCAAGAGUGGAUUUUGGCUGGUCAUAAGUUCAUGACAAGACUUCAUACAAAAACAAGUGAGAAUUCCCCUGUUUUUCUGCAAUUUUUGGAAGUCGUUGUAACUCUUGUCAAACACCGUCCAAGUGCUUUUCAAUUCAACGAAGACUUCUUGAUCAAACUUGCUGCGGAAGCUGUGUGCCCCAAAACAGUGACAUUUCUUUUCGACUGCGAGUACGACAGAUUUCUUGCUUGUAGUAGAGACUAUGAGGAUUUUUUCACUGUUGAGGAGAAGAACUGGGAAGAAAUUGACUGCGAGAAGUUGAAGGACGUUGACUUGGAUAUUAGUUGCAACGAGUUUCAAGUAUGGGAAACCUUCUAUCUGAGGAAGAUAGAUUGUAUUGUAAUUGAACAAGACUAA
Messenger RNA from Entamoeba invadens IP1, 1746 nucleotides. Its product is annotated as myotubularin, putative. The record is from RefSeq and is a predicted model, not a curated record. Gene Ontology annotation, molecular function: phosphatase activity. NCBI's taxonomy places the organism in Eukaryota, Evosea, Mastigamoebida, Endamoebidae. The transcript is spliced from 3 exons. Gene Ontology annotation, biological process: dephosphorylation. The coding region runs from base 1 to 1746 and encodes 581 amino acids.